AUGUCGCUGUGUGCCGAAGAGUUGAGAACGGGUCGCUCGGUUGUCCCCGCUGCAGAGGGCUGGACCGGGUGCGCUGCUAGCGAUCUUCUUCGGGGCGAGUGGGUGCUUCUGGGGCGCUCCGUCUUCGGAGUUGCGAACUUGUCUGGUCUUGGAAAGCAGAGGCUGGUAUUAGAAACGGGCAUUAGCGCUGCAAAUGAAAGCAUAGCUGUGAAGUGGUACACUACCUUUAUUCCUCAUCUGAUAACUGUCUACCUUGCUGAAACCAGCACAUAUGGAUCUUAUUUCAGUUUUUACAUGAUGUUUGUUAAGGUUAAACUGGGAAAUUACCGCUUCAUGAAACUUUUACUGGCCCGUAGAGGGAACUGGAUGCAGAAGGACUUAGAGGAUAUGACACCAUUACAUUUAACUACACGUCACAAAAGCCCAAAAUGUUUAGCAUUGUUGCUGAAACAUAUGGCACCUGGAGAAGUGGAUACCCAGGACAGAAACAAGCAAACUGCGUUGCAUUGGAGUGCCUACUACAAUAACCCGGAGCAUGUGAAACUUCUCAUAAAACAUGAUUCAAAUAUUGGAAUCCCUGAUAUUGAAGGAAAAAUCCCACUUCACUGGGCAGCUAACAACAAGGACCCCAGUGCAAUUCACACAGUGAAAUGUAUUCUGGAAGCUGCACCUACAGAAUCUCUACUUAACUGGCAAGACUAUGAAGGACGAACUCCCCUUCAUUUUGCAGUCGCUGAUGGGAAUGUAGCGGUUGUUGAUGUCCUGACCUCCUACGAAGGCUGCAAUGUGACAUCUUAUGACAACUUGUUUCGAACUCCCCUUCACUGGGCAGCCUUACUUGGUCAUGCACAGAUUGUCCAUCUCUUACUAGAAAGAAAUAAAUUUGGAACUAUCCCAUCUGAUAGUCAAGGUGCAACACCCCUACAUUAUGCAGCACAGAGCAACUUUGCUGAAACAGUUGAAGUAUUUUUGAAACAUCCUUCUGUAAAAGAUGACUCAGAUCUUGAGGGGCGAACAUCCUUCAUGUGGGCAGCUGGCAAAGGCAGUGAUGAUGUCAUUAGGACUAUGCUGACUUUAAAAUUGGAUAUUGAUAUCAAUAUGACAGACAAAUAUGCUGGCACAGCAUUACAUGCUGCUGCCCUUUCUGGCCACGUCAGCACAGUGAAAUUGUUGUUGGAACAUAACGCACAGGUAGAUGCUUUGGAUGUCAUGAAACAUACCCCGCUUUUCCGAGCCUGCGAGAUGGGACACAAAGAAGUGAUACAAACACUCAUUAAAGGAGGAGCAAGAGUAGAUUUGGUGGACCAAGAUGGCCAUUCGCCCCUUCACUGGGCAGCCCUGGGGGGAAACGCUGACGUCUGCCAAAUCUUGAUAGAAAAUAGAAUCAACCCUAAUGUGCAGGAUUAUGCAGGUAGAACACCUCUGCAGUGUGCUGCUUAUGGAGGUUACAUUAACUGCAUGGUAGUGUUACUGGAAAACAAUGCAGAUCCAAAUAUUCAGGAUAAAGAGGGAAGAACUGCUUUGCACUGGCUCUGUAACAAUGGCUACCUUGAUGCUAUAAAGUUGCUGCUUGGGUUUGAUGCUUUCCCUAAUCAUAUGGAGAACAGCGAGGAGAGGUACACUCCACUUGAUUAUGCCUUGCUUGGUGAACACCAUGAAGUGAUUCAGUUCAUGUUAGAACAUGGGGCUCUGUCUAUAGCUGCCAUACAGGACAUUGCUGCUUUCAAAAUUCAGGCUGUCUACAAAGGAUACAAAGUUAGAAAGGCUUUCCAAGAGAGGAAGAAUCUUUUAAUGAAACAUGAACAGCUGAGAAAAGAUGCUGCUGCCAAGAAACGUGAAGAGGAAAGUAAGAGAAAAGAAGCCAAACUGCAGAAAGGGAUGCAGUGCGUGGAACAAAAUAGGUUUAGAGUACAACAGAAUCCUGCAAAUCGAGAGAAGACUACCAGCAUCUCGCAGUUACCUAAUAAACCAGCUGAUAUACAGAAUAAGAGACCUCUAUCCCUCAACGCUUCACAAAUUCAAUCGGGGAGAAACAGUAGAGGUUCACCUAAAGCUUGUCACAACAAAGGAACACCAAGGGAGAGUUGCCUGUCAGCAGAACCUCAGAGUGAAGGUCAUAAAAUCAGGCAAGAUUCAUUGAGGAAACACACCAAAAGCAAGCCAAGUUAUGUCCAUUUCGAUUGUGGCAAAGCAAAAGAGGGAACAAAAGUUGAAGUGAAACAUCAAGUUGCGGCUGCUACAGAACCGGGUGGAGAAAAGCACAAGGAGCACACCAUUGAGGCAGCGGGUACUUGUGCUCGAAGGAGCAGAAGGCAUGCUUCUGCUUGUAGGACUGCUAAUGGUGGGGAGAAGCUAAGAGAUCAGAGUCAGUCUUCAUCUGGCAAAAGGGACCACUGUGAAGGAACGGCUGUGUUCUUCUGCAACGUCGGUUGUACUGGUGGAAUUGUGAAAAAUUCAAAGCAGUGUGAAGCUGCUUCCAAAGGCAAAAGGCAUCAGCAGAAAUCCAGAAAUAAAGAGGUAAAUGAUGAGCGAUGUUCCCCAGCUGGCUCUAGUAGACCAGGAAGUGCCAAAACGGUAUUUGUAAACAGCAGAAAUGACAGCGUGCAUGCUGUAGAACAAAGUAACAAAGUGGGAAAUAACGAGUUAGCAAAAAAGGCCUCUCCUUUAUUGUCGGCUGAGGCAGAAUCUAUGGGAAGUGUGCCAAGAAACCCAGCAGCAUGUUCUGCUCCUGAUGACAGUUUGAACUUGGAAAAAACAGGCAUAAUUGGAUCCAGGAAUGCAGAUGAUCAAUUAUGUUCUGUCGCGUGGCAAAGUACGAAUAUUGAACUAAUCCCUUUAGAGAUUCGAAUGCAGAUUAUAGAAAAAGAAAGAAAAAGAAAAGAGCUGUUUCGGAAGAAGAACUACGCUGCCACAGUCAUCCAGAGGACAUGGAGAAGUUACCAGCUAAGACAGGAGUUGUUUCAGCUUCUUAGUGCUAAGCGGCAGUGCAAAGAAGAUGAAGACAAAUGGAGACAAGAGACAGCUGCCUUCUUCAUUCAGGUUGCUUGGAAGAAACAGCUGAACCAUAGCCCUCUGAAAUCAGCUCCUUCAUGUAAAAAUCUGAAAUCUAUAAACAAAACCAGCUCAGCCAUAAAAAACAGCAAGCAGUCCAUCCUUAAGCAGAUAUAUGGACGUUCUCAGGAAGGCAAAGUGUAUCAGCCAACAAGACCUCCUUCUAAGCUGAAACUUUCUGAUGUGCAGCUGGUCUCAGGUGCCUGGAGUAGGUCAGAAUGGACUGUUCAGUUUGAUUCUUCUCUUCCAGAAGUAAGCAACCUACAGUGUGCUAAUUUGCUGGAGAACAUGGGAAAAUCAAAGCAAUUUUCAUACAACCUGAGACCAACCACUGCUGCAAAAUCAAAAAAUACAAGACUCAAGCACUAA
This is a messenger RNA of Tauraco erythrolophus (red-crested turaco), 3420 nucleotides long. NCBI's taxonomy places the organism in Eukaryota, Metazoa, Chordata, Aves, Musophagiformes, Musophagidae. The record is from RefSeq and is a predicted model, not a curated record.